Rhinichthys klamathensis goyatoka is the source of this 1159-nucleotide messenger RNA. RefSeq names its product epidermal growth factor receptor pathway substrate 8b (gene eps8b). The record is from RefSeq and is a predicted model, not a curated record. Gene Ontology annotation, molecular function: actin binding. The coding region runs from base 82 to 798 and encodes 238 amino acids. The transcript has 7 exons. Lineage: Eukaryota; Metazoa; Chordata; Actinopteri; Cypriniformes; Leuciscidae. Gene Ontology annotation, cellular component: ruffle membrane; vesicle; plasma membrane. Gene Ontology annotation, biological process: positive regulation of ruffle assembly; Rho protein signal transduction; regulation of Rho protein signal transduction.
AGUUACUUUCCACCUUGGCGGAGGGUGCAGCGGCUCACGGCACGCUUGCAGCAAAGCAACCGCAGGCUCUUCUGAAAAAGGAUGUUUGAGUCGUCUAACAGCGAUCUCCAACAUGUCAGGAUCCGUUAUCACUUUGUGGCGCGCAAUGCCAACGAGCUCUCCGUGCAGCAGGGCGAGGUGCUGGAGACCUUGGAAAACAAUAAACAGUGGUGGCUGCUGAGGAACCGCAGCGGUCAGUCAGGCUACGUGCCGUGUAAUGUACUAGAAGAGGUCAAACCAGGAGAGCCACAGUACAACCGUGCUGCUCUCUUCAACAGCCAGGCUGUGAAUCCUUACAAAGGUACCUCUGCUGGCCCUGUAAAUCACGCAGAGGUUUUGGAGAUGAAUAAAUCCUCCCGGGAUAAAGAUAAUCGCAACCAACAGAAGGAGGUAAAUGAUGAACUGCUGAAGAGGAUAACUGACAACAAGGCCCAGCCACCAGCUCGAAACUUUCGGGUGGAGCGCUCAAGUUCAUCCGUGCCCAUCACGUAUGAAUCCCAGCCCUUUGAGGUCAAUGCUUGGCUCAACGCAAAGGGAUUCUCCAGACCGGUGGUGGAAUGUCUGGGUAUUCUGAACGGGGCUCAACUAUUUUCUCUCAGUAAGGAUGAGCUGAAAGCCGUGUGCGGGGACGAGGGUUCCCGUGUCUUCAGUCAGCUCAGUGUGCAGAAAGCUCAAUUAGAGAGGGGUCGUGGAGAUACAGAGCUACAGGAGAUCAUGAGGCGACGACAACAGGAGGUGGAAGGCUCAACCUGGGACUGAUUACAGUCAAUCAAGCCGUCACUCAUGGCCUUAUUUCAUCACAUUUUCUUCAGUACUCUUGUUCACCCUACAAUCAACAGCCACCCAGAGGGAUUCAGAACAGAUGGACUAAACAACUCCAAUCAUUACUGAAGCCUAGUCCUGCCCAUUUCCUUUAUGACCUGCACAAUGGAGUGCUUAACAUACUAGUGCUUAAACUGAUGAACAUGAAUGCAUUGAGAAUGAAGUCUUUAACCUCCAUUUAUACAGAUGAAAAUGAUUUUGAUAGCAGGCCUUGACUUAUGAUUGGUGCUGUUAAAGAGAUAGUUCACCCAAGAAAAAAUAAAAUGUUGGCAUUAUUUUAUUUCAAAACCUAUUUGCA